Molecule: messenger RNA, 939 nt
Organism: Cariama cristata (Red-legged seriema)
Lineage: Eukaryota; Metazoa; Chordata; Aves; Cariamiformes; Cariamidae
Gene: ZSWIM1
Product: zinc finger, SWIM-type containing 1
Molecular function (GO): zinc ion binding
Source: RefSeq, a predicted model, not a curated record
ACCGAGAGCAGCCGCAGGAAGAUGCACACCAUCCUGAGGGGCCUUGUGACACCAGACUUGCUGCCUCAGCUCCAUAUUCACUGGCUGCUCAAUGAUGAGAUCUGGGCCACACACAGGGAGAGGAGUUGGGGGAAGAGCAGUAACUACUUUAGGGACCUGGAGAUUGUAACCCAGGGGUUAAGCCAGGUUUUCAGUGCUGGGCUCUCUCUGGAGAGCUGCAUCACCUCCUUAGCCCAGCUAAAGUGUCUAUCUAAGAGCCCUCCUGACACUGCAACAUGCUCCACUCCCCAUCCUGAUCACCAUGCUGCUGAGGCCACUCCUCAAAGCCUGCUUGCCUCAGAUCCUUCAUCUCCUGCAGCUAAACUGGAGACCACAGAAAACGUGGAGGGUGACAGUGAGGAGGAGAUUAAUUGAAGGACUGAAGAACGCAUCAAGCAGUCUUUGAGUGAUAUUUGCAUGGAGCCUGCUGCCAGGCUGUGCCUGAGUGAGUUUGUGGUGGUUCAGAAGUCUGUGCAGCUGACAGGCACUGGGGAGGAAGCCCUCAGCAUACGGGUCCUGGAGGAUGCCCACAAAGUGGACCCGAAAGGCCUGAGCAGCUGCACUUGCCACUUCAACCAGGUCUUCCAGCUGCCCUGCUGGCACAUCUUGGCUGUACUGAAUUCGGACAGGAAGACCUUGCAGCUGGAGAUGCUCAGCAGACAGUGGCAGAAGGGGUGCGAUGCCCAUCAGGCUGGGCAAGACAGUGCUGAUGGUCUCCUGGAGGUCCUGAAGAGCUCCUGGAAGGAGUCUUUGGAUAAAUCCCUGGUGGUGUCCUUCCUCAUGGUGGAGAUCAACCGGCUUCUCACCCACUGCAGCGCAGCGGAGUUUAAGCGCAGGUACAGGACUCUCCGGGAGUUGGCUGACAGCUGGAUUGGGCCCUAUGUUGAGGUGAAGCUCUAG